This is a messenger RNA of Nomia melanderi (Alkali bee), 1451 nucleotides long. Its product is annotated as netrin receptor DCC. Gene Ontology annotation, cellular component: neuron projection membrane. Gene Ontology annotation, biological process: synapse organization. NCBI's taxonomy places the organism in Eukaryota, Metazoa, Arthropoda, Insecta, Hymenoptera, Halictidae. The record is from RefSeq and is a predicted model, not a curated record.
UCAGUGUUUGGAACGCUACCGAAGCGCAUCGUUCUCCGAGUUCUUCCGCCGACCGUAUCUCGAACGUCUCGUCGGAGCAUCGCGAGAAACUCGAUGAACGCGCGCUUCCUCUAUUGUCCUCUCAUCGAAACUGUCGGUUUUUCUUUUUCCUUUCGUUCUCUUCCUUUAUCGAGAAUGACGCGUCGGCUGUUCAAUCCCGGGACGAGUCGAACGAUGCGUUCUUUUGCAAAAGAAGAAGAAUCGAUUGAAAUAUCCUCGAUUCCACGUUUCGCUCCUAAAAAUGAUUAGUUUCCGGGAACGCACAGCUGGCGAGGGUAUCUCAUGGGAAAUGGAGAGCGUGGAACGGUGUUCGUUGAUCGAGGAAGAUCGAGUCGGAGUUACCGAUCUAUUUUGAAUAGUCGCUGGAAUUUCUUGACGGACGGAGAACCUCGACGACGCGUCGACGAUACGUCGAAAAAUGAAAAGAUUUCGUAGGUGAAAGAUGGCACCGUUCCACGGUAUGGCUCUCGUGUUGCUCGGAAUCGGAUACCUGUUACGCGUCGAACCGGCCUUCGACCAUCCGAACCAAGCGGCGCGACGACUCGGAGACGAGACCGACAGAACGCAACGGCAAACGCAUCGAGGAACGAGGAAGACUUAUUUUUACAAAGAUCCCGGGCAAAAAGUGACCGCCGUUAUAGGAGAGACUGUCCUGCUGUUGUGUCGUGUCAAGAAUCUGGGGAACAGAACUGUGUCUUGGAUCCGGAAAAGGGAUCUGCACAUAUUAACGUCCAUGUCCGAGACAUACACGAGCGACGCAAGAUUCACGAUAGUCCGCGAUCCGGCGAACGACGAGUGGAACCUGCGAAUAGAUUACGUGCAACCGCGCGACACUGGCAUUUACGAGUGUCAAGUGAACACGGAGCCGAAAAUAUACGGGGCCGUUACGUUGAGAGUAUUGGACGUGCGAGCAAAGAUCACGGGUCCUCGGGAAGUGUACGUGAAGACGGGUAGCACGAUCGGUUUAACUUGCAUCGUCGACACGCAAGACAUUCCUCCGAGCAACGUGACGUGGUAUCGUGCCGGUGUGCCGAUCGAUUUCGACGAUCCAAGGGGUGGCGUUUCUCUGGAAACAGAGAAGGGUAAAAACGGUACCACCAGCAAGCUGCUGAUAACGCGCGCUCUGAUCGACGACAGCGGCAAUUACACCUGCGUUUCGAACAAAGUUGCCCCGGCGAGCGUGUUGAUCCACGUGUUAAACGGUGAACGUCCCGCGGCGAUGCAGCACGGCGGAACCGGCAACGCGAACGGAAGGGCGAUUUUAUUCAGCCUUCUCCUGCUGAUGGACAGGAUAUUACGCCACCCCGAGGAUGGUGAUUCUGGCGAAACCGGCGGAGCGACCUGCAGGGAUGGAAACUGAUCUCAGGGAGGACGCGUUCACCGUCUCGCCGACAGCGCUGAAAGCCAAGUGC